Messenger RNA from Rhinolophus ferrumequinum (greater horseshoe bat), 5741 nucleotides. It is a transcript of the gene ETV6, whose product is annotated as ETS variant transcription factor 6. Gene Ontology annotation, molecular function: DNA-binding transcription factor activity, RNA polymerase II-specific; sequence-specific DNA binding. Gene Ontology annotation, biological process: regulation of transcription by RNA polymerase II; cell differentiation. The transcript has 8 exons. The record is from RefSeq and is a predicted model, not a curated record. Gene Ontology annotation, cellular component: nucleus. Lineage: Eukaryota; Metazoa; Chordata; Mammalia; Chiroptera; Rhinolophidae. The coding region runs from base 266 to 1624 and encodes 452 amino acids.
GUCGCCGCGCCGCGCCGCGACCUGCAGACCCCGCCGCCGCGCUCCGGCCCGGCUCCCACGCCCCCGCCGCCCUGCGCACGCAACUCCGCCGGCCGCCCCGCCCGCCCCGCGCGCUCGCAGACCCCCGGGGCGGCUGCCGGGAGAGAUGCUGGAAGAAACUUCUUAAAUGACCGCGUCCGGCUGGCCGUGGAGCAUUUCUGGGUUGGGGAGAGGAAAGGAAAGUGGAAAAAAACUGAGAACUUCCUGAUCUCUCUCGCUGUGAGACAUGUCUGAGACUCCUGCUCAGUGUAGCAUUAAGCAGGAGCGCAUUUCAUAUACACCUCCCGAGAGCCCAGUGCCCAGUUACGCUUCCUCGACUCCACUUCAUGUUCCAGUGCCCCGAGCGCUCAGGAUGGAGGAAGACUCGAUCCGCCUGCCCGCGCACCUGCGCUUGCAGCCAAUUUACUGGAGCAGGGAUGAUGUAGCCCAGUGGCUCAAGUGGGCUGAAAAUGAGUUUUCUUUAAGGCCAAUUGACAGCAACACGUUUGAAAUGAAUGGCAAAGCUCUCCUGCUGCUGACCAAAGAGGACUUUCGCUAUCGAUCUCCUCAUUCAGGUGACGUGCUCUAUGAACUCCUUCAGCAUAUUCUGAAGCAGAGGAAACCUCGGAUUCUUUUUUCACCAUUCUUCCACCCUGGAAACUCUAUCCACACACAGCCGGAAGUCAUACUGCAUCAGAACCACGAAGAAGAUAAUUGUGUCCAGAGGACCCCGAGGCCACCAGUGGAGAACGUGCACCACAACCCCCCCACCAUUGAACUGUUGCACCGCUCCAGAUCACCCGUCACGACAAAUCACCGGCCGUCUCCUGACCCCGAGCAGCGGCCCCUCCGGUCCCCCCUGGACAACAUGAUUCGUCGCCUCUCCCCGGCCGAGAGGGCCCAGGGACCGAGGCUCCACCAGGAGAACAACCACCAAGAGUCCUACCCCCUGUCAGUGUCUCCCAUGGAGAACAAUCACUGCCCACCGUCCUCCGAGUCCCACCAGAAGCCAUCCAGUCCCCGGCAGGAGAGCACGCGCGUGAUCCAGCUCAUGCCCAGCCCCAUCAUGCACCCUUUGAUCCUGAACCCCCGGCACUCCGUGGAUUUCAAACAGUCCAGGCUCUCUGAGGAUGGGCUGCAUAGGGAAGGGAAACCCAUCAACCUGUCCCACCGGGAAGACCUGGCGUACAUGAACCACAUCAUGGUCUCUGUCUCCCCGCCUGAGGAGCACGCCAUGCCCAUCGGGAGGAUAGCAGACUGUAGACUGCUUUGGGAUUACGUCUAUCAGUUGCUUUCCGACAGCCGGUACGAAAACUUCAUCCGAUGGGAAGACAAAGAAUCCAAAAUAUUCCGGAUAGUGGAUCCCAAUGGACUGGCUCGACUGUGGGGAAACCAUAAGAACAGAACAAACAUGACCUAUGAGAAAAUGUCCAGAGCCCUGCGCCACUACUACAAACUAAACAUUAUCAGGAAGGAGCCAGGACAAAGGCUUUUGUUCAGGUUUAUGAAAACCCCAGAUGAAAUCAUGAGUGGCCGAACAGACCGUCUGGAGCACCUUGAGUCCCAGGAGCUGGAUGAACAAAUAUACCAAGAAGAUGAAUGCUGAAGGCACCAACCCUCCCUCUCAGUGGGCCGGUGGCCAAGGAAACUCCUGCCCACCAGGACUGCUGGAGGCGUGAUGGAGCAGGCGGACUAAGAGUAGACAGGAAGAGACCCAGGAAUGGCAGUGACCCUUCUCUUGCAUACCAGGAGGGACCCAAGAGCACCUUAGACAAACCACCCAGCAAAGGCGGGGCUGGAAUUCUGGCCGAGGGCACGAGCCUGGGACUCGGGUUACACGUUCCCUACUAUUUCGGAAUCUCUCCAUCUGUAAUUCCUCACCCUCACCCUUCCACCUAUUGUUAGUUUCAUGGUGUUUUUGUUUUUGUUUUAAGACCAUGCAGUUUGACUUUUCAUCAUUCAUCUAGGGGAAGACAUCCAAGGUUGUUUUCAUAUGGAAAUAUAUAUCUAUUAUAUAUAUAUAUAUUUUUUGCAAAUCUCACAAAGUGCAGCAAAUCCAGCUGGUCAGGAAAGAGAAUACUUGCAAAAGGGUUCAGGUUCCUCUUUAUCCUACCACAUGGAUCAGGUUUGUUCCUGUUGCUGUUGGAUCUUGGCUGAAAAAAGAAGAAAGAAAGGAAAAAAAAAAAAAAAAAAACGAUGCUUUUAAAAAAGAUAAAGUGAAAAGGAGAGCUCUCUUUUUCUCUCUCUUGCUCUCUUUCCUUCCCUGCCUCCCUUCUUCCCUUCCUCCCCACCUGCUGUUGAGCUUCAGACACCUUUCAGCAGAGUUCAGCCUCUUGGAGAGUCUGGGGAACGGUUGGCACCUAAACAGUCGGUGGCCUGGGUGCUUUCGGGCCAGCACCACUAAAUCAAACCCACAUCCCAGCCUUUGGCCACCUGUCGGAGGGAGACGCUGCUGUCCUUCAGAAAGAUAAGUGCCAGUGCCGCGGGCUGCCUCUCACACGGCUGUGAGAAACAUGCGGCUCGUGGUUCCCCAGAGCAUCAGGUGAAGCUGGAAGUUCUGUCCACGUUGUUUGGAAGGACCCAGCACCUGGGGGUCAGCUGGCAAGUGCUGCAAAACGGCAAAUACGGAAGACCACACAGGCCUGAUGGUCCAGAAAUAGGGGGGAGGGGGAUCUGUUAUCCCCAAGCAGGUUAGAAGAGGCUAGCGAGGCAGGAGGGGUCUUCUCUGCUCUGUCCGAAAGGCCAGCGUGUGGUCAUUUCAUGUCCUCCCUAAUUUUUUCUUAAUUCCUGGGCUUUUUUUUUUUUUUUUUUUUUUUAAAUAAGUUUCCUGGUCCCCAUAGGACACAGGGCAUUUGAGAGGGGAGGACCCUGGAGUGUGCAGUCUCCGUUGCUAACAGCAUUGGCCCAACCUUGGCAGACAGGAAAUUCCUCAGAUACGUUACUGUUUCCUUCUUUCCUUUUUGCAUAGCUGUGUUUCCGAAUGGACCUACUCGUGACUCUUUUACACCUCAAAAUAAAGUCGAUAGUAUCUUGUAAGAUGAGGGAAGCGCCACUCCUUAGUACUUUUGAUGGUAACAUAUUUUUAGAGAGCAGCUUGGAUUUGCUUUCCUUUUCUAGCCAUCUAAAUUGACUCUUCCAAUACAGGUUCAGAAUCCAAUAUUAGGCGUACGGGGUUUUCUUAAUCCAGAAGAUUAGACCUGCCUUACAAAGCAUCCCCUCCUCGUUUCUCUGUUUCCUCGCCUCGGCAGAGUGAGUAGCACACAGCUCGCCCAGGGUAGGCAUGUGACUGUCAGCAGCAGGUCCCAGGUGAAGCUGCCAGACACCCACCCCACACACGCGCACACACACGCGCACACAACUUUCUCUUCCAGCCGUUUCUGAGUUGAGUCAGGCACAGCACACAGGCACAACGAGUUCUCUCCUGGACCACUGACGAGAACAUCAGCCUAGGGGGAGACAGGCCUAGAUAGACUGACUAUGGUUUAAGGACAGUGGAAUUGAGGAGCGGACCAAGUCCCUUCAGUCUUGGUCUGUUCCUGUGUCUUAUCAGACCACAUGUAGACAGGGAAGCGGCCAGCCGGCUCCCACUGUCACACAUUCCCUCGCUCUACCUUCCAGAAUAUUGGGCUUCCAGUGAAGUCUAGGACCUUGAGUGUGAGGCUAAAGGCUCCCAUUAUGAAGGGUUUGGUCUGACUCUCCUUGAAUGGUGAUGAAAUGCAGCUGGAUCUCAGCGUGCCACAGAUGUCUUUCAAGAGUGUUGAGCACACACAGUGAUACGUUUUCCAGCCUCUAUGAUGACUGAUGCUGUAUUUCAAAUGGAGAGAUUAAGCCAAAUACCUGGUGUGUUGUGAAAGCCGUUGAGUUUAACAGCUGGAGAGAAAGGGUGGAUUCUUACUGACGUCCUUUGUAUGACUGAAAUCAGAGACAAGGGCACGAUGCAGCUGUUCCCUAAGAUUAGGAGACCUCAUCCUGGUCACUUAACCUAAGUAGGAGGACUCAGACUCUUUGUAUUCAAAGAAUUUUAUGGUUGAAUUAUGGGGGGAAAUUCCCUUUUGAUCCAAGGAUUUCUGUAUUUGAAGCAAUACCCUAUAAGAAUCUGUAAGCGUUAGGAUGACACCUUCAGCCACUUGAAGAAGAAAUAGAAGGUGCUAAUUCCAGUGUAGUCUUUAUUUCCCACCCAGGUAUUACCAAUAAUGAUUUUCUGUUGAUUGCCUUAACAGCAAAAAGUCCUUCCCAUUUGUUCUUUGAGAGAAUACCUGGGCAGUGCUGACACAGAGAUAUAGUAGUUACACACUGCAGACCCCAAAGAUUGCAGACUCAAUUUAGCAAACCUUGAAAAGCACCUGCUAGACACUGAGGAAUUCAAUGAGGCGGGCACAAUUCUGCCCUCCGAGAGCUUACAGUCUACCUGUAGAAUCUAUUCCAGCAUGAUAUUUCUCACUUCAACACUACGUACUAGGGGUGAUGAAAAUUUCACCAGGGACCAAGGUAAAAAGCACAUCUAUGAACGGAAUAGUUGGUCUUCCCCCAUCAUGGGAAUUCUUGGCUUGCGAGACGAGAAAUUGGAAAGAGAAAAUGCAGAAGACAUUGCAGAGCAGGAGAACUUCCUGCAGCUGUGUCCAGGAUGGACGCGCUCACUUGCAUCUUGAAAUUCUGUAGCAUCUUCUGCUCCUUGCACCUUGAGUUAGCCAGGCUGCCUCUUCUCCAUCAGAAGACAGCAGCAGCAAUUGGCGAGACUGGAUUGUGUGGAAGUAACGUUAGCUCUAAGAGCUUUUGUCCCAAGGAAACUGGGUCUGGCCUAAGGCAGCAUCUCCAAAGUUCCAAAUCUUUUUUGGGGGUCCCCACAGGAAAAGAGGAAUAACAGAUUGAUGGAUUUGCUCCUUUCAACAGUAUCUUUGGAACUCUCUGGUCCAUUGUCUUUUUACACUGAUCCUUGUCCAAAUGAGAACAUAGAUUUAGCUGAAACGUAAGUGGCUAUGACAGUAUUUACCGAAAUGACUAAGUAACCACCAUUUCCACCUUUUCCCUGCUUAGGCUCCAACUCUGAGUACAUUUUUGAAACAUUAACUCUCUUUUGCAGAAGAGAAACCUGAGUAUCAGAAAGGUAAUACGACUCGCCCUAGGAGCAGACAGCCUGCCAGGGACAGAGUUAGGAUUCAGAUCCAGUCCAGCCAUACCCCCGUUUGACCCAUUCCCACCCAGGAAGCUGAAGAUAAAAGAUUUGGGAAAAUACACAAAGAACAAAGGGCAGUUUUCUUUGCCCAAGCAUUCGGUGCUAGUUAGUUUUCACCCACUCAGCCUGCUCUUCUGGGCAGAAACCUGGAAUGAAGGGAGUGAUACAAGAAAACCAAUGCGGGGGGCGGGGUGGUGGGGUGGAUGAGAUGGCAAUAAUCCCUGCCUGUCUAAAAACCACAGAAGACUAACCUAAUAUUCUUGGCCCCGUCUGCAUCAACACUAAACAACUACAUACCCUGCAUCUUUCAAAUAUGCCAAGUGAACAUUCUUGAAGAUUUCUCUUGUGACUGCAACCACCUGCAAACCAGAACCAAUCCAGAAUUUCUUUCUUGUUCUUUUUUUGUUUAAUUUCUGAUCUCUUGUUUAUGAGGUGUGGGGUUUAUAAGGGACUGAAUCAAAUGAAUGUAACAAAAAGAAAAAAAAAACAACAAAAAAAAUGCCUUUUCUCAGGGCCAGUGAGUUGCAAAUAAUUUUUAAAGAAAAGCCUA